AUGGAAUGUAAGAAUCAAACUUCAUUGAAUGAGUUUGUCCUUGUUGGCUUUCCAUAUCCCGAUAGUCUGAAGGUAUAUUUAUUUAUCUUCUUCCUGCUCAUCUAUUUAAUGACACUCUUUGGCAAUCUUCUGAUCCUGUUAGUUGUUCUGUCUAGUCCCCAUCUCCACAAGCCCAUGUACUGGUUCCUUUGCCAUUUGUCCUUUCUAGACAUGACAGUCUCCACCGUGAUUGUUCCCAAGGUCAUCGUUGGAUUUUUAGAAGAUGGGGUGGUCAUAUCCUUUGGAGGUUGUGUAUGUCAACUCUUCUUCUUCCAUUUUUUGGGUUGCACAGAAUGCUUCCUUUAUACAUUGAUGGCCUAUGAUCGUUUUCUGGCUAUUUGCAAACCACUCCAUUAUGGCAACCUCAUGAAUCACAGGACAUGUCUCUUCCUGGCCAUGGGCACCUGGGUUGGAGGAUGUCUUCACUCCAUAAUGGAGACAGCCCUUGUUUUUCGCUUGCCCUUUGGUCGAGAAAACCAGGUCAACUAUAUCUUCUGUGAUAUCCCUGCUGUGUUGAAGCUGGUCUCUGCUGACACAACACUCAAUGAGAUGGUAACCAUGGUGGAUGUCGGUCUUGUGGCCACCACAUGCUUCCUUCUGAUUUUGACUUCCUACAUGUACAUUGUCUCCACCAUCCUGAAGAUUCGCAGUGCUCAAGGUCGUAAACGGGCUUUCUCUACCUGUACUGCUCAUUUAACUGUGGUGGUGACUUACUAUGUGCCCCUUGUUUUCAUCUAUCUUAGACCAGGAUCUCAGGAUUCACUGGAUGGAGUGGUGGCUGUCUUCUACACCUCACUGACUCCACUUUUGAAUCCUAUUAUCUAUACACUGAGGAACAAGGACAUAAAAGUUUCCCUUACGGAGGUAUUUGCACACAGAAAGAAGACACUGAUUGAAGAUGUUCAUACUCAUGGUUUUGCUGUUAAUAGUAAACCCUCAAUAGUGUGCAAGAAUCCUAGCCUUCAAUGUGGCCAUGAGGAGCCUCUUCCUAAUCGUCACACGUAUCAUCAGCUUGGAGACAUCAACAUUGCUGGCAUUAUUUCUGUAUUGUUUACAUUUUCUAUUUCCACUGAUUUCAAUCAACAUCCUUCUCGGGCACUUCAGGAUAGAUUUAUGGUAUUUUUUCAGAAUUACCAGCAUGUCCUGGCCUUAGUGUUUGCUCUAAAAGAGAUCAAUGAAAAUUGCCAGAUCCUUCCCAAUAUCAUGCUGGGCUUCCAUAUUUUUAACAGCCAUUUAAGUCCAAGCAGGAUUUACUUUGCUUCAAUGAUGAUGCCUUUCACUCAUGGAAAAUUCAUCCCUAACUACAAGUGUGAGAUCCCAAAACCUUUGGCUGCAGUGAUUGGGGGACCUGAUAUCUCUCUUCACAUGUACUGUGCAUCUACAACGUUCCUCAGGAUUACUAUAGCAGCAUAA
Molecule: messenger RNA, 1452 nt
Organism: Notechis scutatus (mainland tiger snake)
Lineage: Eukaryota; Metazoa; Chordata; Lepidosauria; Squamata; Elapidae
Product: olfactory receptor 10G6-like
Biological process (GO): G protein-coupled receptor signaling pathway
Cellular component (GO): membrane
Molecular function (GO): G protein-coupled receptor activity; olfactory receptor activity
Source: RefSeq, a predicted model, not a curated record